Molecule: messenger RNA, 1609 nt
Organism: Apus apus (common swift)
Lineage: Eukaryota; Metazoa; Chordata; Aves; Apodiformes; Apodidae
Gene: BET1
Product: Bet1 golgi vesicular membrane trafficking protein
Exons: 4
Coding region: 183-530 (115 amino acids)
Biological process (GO): endoplasmic reticulum to Golgi vesicle-mediated transport; vesicle fusion with Golgi apparatus
Cellular component (GO): SNARE complex; Golgi trans cisterna
Molecular function (GO): SNAP receptor activity
Source: RefSeq, a predicted model, not a curated record
CGCGGCGCCGCGCGCUGUCGUGGCGCUGGGCGGGUGAAUGAGGCGCGGGCCGCGCCGGGGCUGCGUCUCGGCCGCGCCGGAGCCGGGUUGGGGCCGCUCCGCCGAGCCCCGCUCCCCUCAGGCCCUCUGGGCGCGGGAGUCGCUUCCAUCCCCCUCGCCCCGCGGCAGCUCCGGGCGCAGCGAUGAGGCGGGCCGGGCUCGGUGAUGGAGCACCUGCUGGUAACUAUGGCUAUACCAGCAGUGGAUACAGUGUUUACGAAGAAGAAAAUGACAGGUUAACAGAAAGUCUGCGUACCAAAGUCAGUGCCAUUAAAUCACUUUCCAUUGAAAUUGGAACAGAAGUUAAAAACCAAAACAAAAUGUUAUCAGAAAUGGAUAAUGAUUUUGAAUCUACGGGUGGACUUCUGGGUGCAACCAUGGGCAGACUGAGAACACUCUCUAGAGGAAGCCAGACAAAGCUAUUAUGCUACAUGAUGCUCUUUGCAUUGUUUGUUUUUUUUGUAUUAUACUGGAUUAUUAAACUGAGGUGAUGCAUGUUACCUUUGGUUUAAACUGUAUAAUUUCAACUAUAAAGCAGUCUUAAUUAAUGAAGACAUUGAUCUGAAGUGACACAUUCUGUUGAUAAAACACAGUGAAAUUGUUGUAAAUUGCAUUAAUUCUUAAUGCAAUAUUAUAGUUUUCUUAAUGAAUCAUACUCUUUCCCAUCAUUCCCUGUUUUGGGGGGACUGUUUGUAAAUAUGCAGAAGCUGCUAACAUAGUUGGUUGCUUUUUUAGGGGAAAAUAGUUUUUAGACUUGAUCUUAAAAAUACAGAAAAAAUGGUUGCUCAGAUACUAAGUAAUUGCAGAAUUAAAAGGCUUUCAUUCUGCUAUUCAUUCUGGGCCAUGCUCUAAAUUAGAGCUCCAGUUUCAGACAUACAGUAAAUUCUAGGUUGCAGAAGUAUGAAUAAAACUUUAAUCUUUCUAAAUUGGUUUUAUCUGGAUUUUUAAAAGGCUGGCCUGAAACUAACAAAUGUAAUAAGGGUAGGAUACCCCCAACAAUUAUUUCUUUGGCUAGGUCUGACACCAUAUGUGUUUGAGUAGCUUAAACUGUGUGUUUGGGGGAGAAGUUACUUAAAACUGGAUUUUUUUUAAUUUAAAUGUGGCAAAUCAUGCUUACACAUCUAGUCUUCUAAGCAAAUGCCUUUGGUCAUUGGGAUCAACCAAUAUGGAUACAAAUGUUUUCUUUAUAUUUAAAGUAUUUAAAACUUAAUGAUUCUGUUGAAUCACUAAAGCUUCUACCAUUACUGUGUUUACUUUUCAAUCUGUGAUGAUCCCUAAAUCUACACUGCAUGAUGUCUGAAAUAUGAGGUCAGAUGUAUUGAAUUUUAUAUGAAAGUGUAUUAUGAUGUACCUGUUGGAGGUGCUGUCAUAUUGUUUUUUAUUUUGAAGACUUAGCUUUGGUUCAGCAGAUAGUUUCUAAUAGUUGAAGCUAUUACAUUGCUGAGUUUAACAUUCAAAAAAUAAAGUUUCCUAGAUACUGUAAUUGUAUCUACGAUUUUGGAAAAAACUUUUCUAGAAACACUGUAUAACUAAUUACAAACUGCCAAAUAAAGUGUCCUGCAGUAUUCUA